Messenger RNA from Glycine soja, 1296 nucleotides. Its product is annotated as transcription termination factor MTEF1, chloroplastic-like. The record is from RefSeq and is a predicted model, not a curated record. Gene Ontology annotation, molecular function: double-stranded DNA binding. Gene Ontology annotation, biological process: regulation of DNA-templated transcription. Lineage: Eukaryota; Viridiplantae; Streptophyta; Magnoliopsida; Fabales; Fabaceae. The transcript is spliced from 2 exons. The coding region runs from base 171 to 1193 and encodes 340 amino acids.
UCUCUCUAUCUUCUCAUCCACCAUUUCUCCAAUUGGAAGCACACGCCAACGAUCCUAUUGCUCUACUAUUUUCACCACUAUUCAGUGUUGUUCAUAGCCAUACCAUACCACACCACAACCCUUCUUCUUCUGCCUUGCUUUUCCUAUUAUCUAUCCAUUGAGACCCCCAAAUGGCCUCUGCCACUGCCACCACUCUCUUCACCCCUAACCCCAUGUUUUCAACUGAACACCACUCUCUCUCUCCAUCUCCAACCAUUCCCAAAUCCUUUACUGGCCUCUGCAAGCCCUUCCAUUCAAGGGUUCCCACUUCCAUCCCCUUCUUCCACUGCAGAAGACCCAAGUUCUUUGUCAGGGCCACAGUUAUAAAGUGGAGAUGUCCAAAGCAAACUAUCCCUCCCAAUGAUACCGGUUUUCAAAAGAAACUCCUGUAUCUGGAAUCCAUCGGUAUUGACUCUUUCUUGCUUAUUGAAAACCAUCCAACAGUGAUCACAACCUCUCUUGCUGACAUAAGAUCCACCGUGGAGUACAUUACCUCCUUGGAUUUCACUGCAAUUGAGUUUCGGCGUAUGGUUGGCAUGUGCCCCGAGAUUCUGACCACCCAAGUCUCAGACCUCAUACCUGUCUUCACCUUCCUUCAUCGUGAGGUUCAUGUGCCUGGCUCAGAUAUUAAGCGUGUAAUAAAUCGUCGUCCCAGGUUGCUUGUCAGCAGUGUUAGUAAGCGACUUCGUCCUACCCUGUACUUCCUCCAAAGUAUUGGCAUAGAAGAGGUAAACAAGCACACUGACUUGCUAUCAUGUAGUGUUGAGGAAAAGUUCAUGCCCAGGAUUGAUUACUUUGAGAAUAUUGGGUUUUCUCGCCGUGAUGCAACUUCAAUGUUCCGAAGAUUUCCUCAGCUAUUUUGUUAUAGUAUUAAAAAUAACUUGGAGCCUAAAUACAGUUACUUUGUGGUGGAGAUGGGGAGAGAUCUGAAGGAGCUGAAAGAAUUCCCACAGUAUUUCUCAUUUAGCCUAGAGAAUAGGAUUAAGCCUAGGCAUAAACAGUGUGUAGAAAUGGGGGUGUGUUUUCCUCUCCCUGCCUUGUUAAAAACAAGUGAAGUGAAAUUUCAAAGUAGAUUAGACGUAUGUGUAAAUUCUUCAACCCCCUUGAAAACAUCCCCUCUGUGGUCUGCUGGCUGUGAUGUUUAUGACGUAUAGAAUAACAUUUGCAUUGUAUAUUUAAUUGCUUUUGUGAAUUUCUAAACCAGUCAUUAGGUGCUUUUGGCCUUUCACUAUGGAAAAGUUAAUCAGUUAUGAGCCA